CCUUUCCUUCCGGCAAUUUGUUUCCUCCCCCCCUCUCUCUCUCUCUCUCUCUCUCGCUCUCCGCGGCACCAAGCCCAGCCAGCCAGUCUGCGGGGAAUAAGCAGCACGGCAGGCAGCAGCUAAUUAAUGGCGUCUUUCGGUUCUCUCAAAUCGCAUAUAUGGGACAGAGAAGAAAGAAAACAGCAAUACCAAGCGCACAUCCGAGGGCUCAAUGCUUACGACCGGCACAAGAAAUUCCUCAAUGAUUACGUUAGUUUCUAUGGGAAAGAUAAAGAUGCCCGGGUUAGCCUUCCGGUCAAAACAGACCAGGACACCCUUAGAGAAGGAUACAGGUUUAUACGGACUGAAGAAGAUGAUAAGGAUUCAUCUUGGGAACAAAGACUGGUGAAGCGUUACUAUGACAAACUUUUCAAAGAAUACUGCAUAGCUGACAUGACAAAGUAUAAAACUGGCAAGAUUGGUCUAAGAUGGAGGAUAGAGAAAGAAGUCAUAUCUGGCAAAGGGCAGUUCGUAUGUGGCAACAAGCAUUGCGAUGAGACAUAUGGACUUGCAAGCUAUGAGGUGAACUUUUCUUAUUUUGAAGCUGGAGAAAGCAAGCAAGCCUUGGUGAAACUUUUAGCCUGUGAGAGAUGCGCAGACAAGCUUCAUUAUAGAAAAAGGAAAGAGAAGGAACAACUCAAGAGGAGGGAGAGAGAGAGAUCUGAGAAAGGGGUGAAACAUGAGCGCAAGAGAAAGAGGGAGCAAUCCAGGAGUGAUGAUAGUGAUUGUGAAGGCGAGGAAAGCGAUGAACGAAGCAGAAAAGGGAAAGAUGCUCCAAGUGUAAGUGGCAGUCGCAAGGCCGAUGACAAGGAUGACUUUGACAAAUAUCUACAGGGGAUGUUUCCAUGAGAGUAUUGGGAUGGGAUGUCAUCCGCUGCUCUUGUAAAUGAAGCCAUAAAUCAUUUUUUUCUUGGGAAAAAUUUUAAGGUUUUGACUUGAGGGUGUAUCAAGAAGACGAUAUCUCGAUCAUACUCAAAUAUGUAUUUACCUAAACCAAAAGUAAUCUUUCCUCCAUUGUUUGCCGGUUCAGAAAUAUGAAGAGUCCAUGUGUAUAUAAUAUAGGCUUCACUUGUAAGCUCCUAAACUAAACGGCAUGUUGUUUUCAUGCAUCUCUCAUCUGAAAAAGGAUCAUCCAAAGCUUUCUGCAGGCGAA
Molecule: messenger RNA, 1192 nt
Organism: Punica granatum (pomegranate)
Lineage: Eukaryota; Viridiplantae; Streptophyta; Magnoliopsida; Myrtales; Lythraceae
Source: RefSeq, a predicted model, not a curated record